AUCAGACUCAGGAAUCGAAAGAUGGCGAAAUUCAUCGUGCUUCUCGCAGUUCUGGCCAUUAGCUUCCAAGCUCUGGCAAAGCCGACGUUCAAUACCAAAAAUGACUCUAAUUAUACCAGUCAAAACAACGAUGAAUACCAUGGUUCUCCGGCACCGGACGAUGACGAUAAAACUGUUGUUGUUGUCACAGUGAUAACUGCAUCUGGUGAGGAUAACAAACCUAAAAAUCAAGAUGGCAUCGAAAGAUCCUCCGAGCAAACAAAUUCGGAAUCGAGCUCUUCUUCUGACGCAUCGGACAGCCAAACCGCCGAGCAAUCAAAUUCGGGAUCGAGCUCUUCUGACGCAUCGGACAGCCAAACCGCCGAGCAAUCAAAUUCGGAAUCGAGCUCUUCUUCUGACGCAUCGGAUAGCCAAACCGCCGAGCAAUCAAAUUCGGGAUCGCGCUCUUCUGACGCAUCGGACAGCCAAACCGCCGAGCAAUCAAAUUCGGGAUCGAGCUCUUCUGACGCAUCGGACAGCCAAACCGCCCAGCAAUCAAAUUCGGAAUCGAGCUCUUCUUCUGACGCAUCGGAUAGCCAAACCGCCGAGCAAUCAAAUUCGGGAUCGAGCUCUUCUGACGCAUCGGACAGCCAAACCGCCGAGCAAUCAAAUUCGGAAUCGAGCUCUUCUUCUGACGCAUCGGAUAGCCAAACCGCCGAGCAAUCAAAUUCGGGAUCGCGCUCUUCUGACGCAUCGGACAGCCAAACCGCCGAGCAAUCAAAUUCGGGAUCGAGCUCUUCUGACGCAUCGGACAGCCAAACCGCCCAGCAAUCAAAUUCGGAAUCGAGCUCUUCUUCUGACGCAUCGGACAGCCAAACCGCCGAGCAAUCAAAUUCGGAAUCGAGCUCUUCUUCUGACGCAUCGGACAGCCAAACCGCCGAGCAAUCAAAUUCGGAAUCGAGCUCUUCUUCUGACGCAUCGGACAGUCAAACCGCCCAGCAAUCAAAUUCGGAAUCGAGCUCUUCUUCUGACGCAUCGGACAGCCAAACCGCCGAGCAAUCAAAUUCGGAAUCGAGCUCUUCUUCUGACGCGUCGGACAGCCAAACCGCCGAGCAAUCAAAUUCGGAAUCGAGCUCUUCUUCUGACGCAUCGGACAGCCAAACCGCCGAGCAAUCAAAUUCGGGAUCGAGCUCUUCUGACGCAUCGGACAGCCAAACCGCCCAGCAAUCAAAUUCGGAAUCGAGCUCUUCUUCUGACGCAUCGGACAGUCAAACUGCCCAGCAAUCGAAUUCGGAAUCGAGCUCUUCUUCUGACGCAUCGGACAGCCAAACCGCCGAGCAAUCAAAUUCGGGAUCGAGCUCUUCUGACGCAUCGGACAGCCAAACCGCCCAGCAAUCAAAUUCGGAAUCGAGCUCUUCUUCUGACGCAUCGGACAGCCAAACCGCCGAGCAAUCAAAUUCGGGAUCGAGCUCUUCUGACGCAUCGGACAGCCAAACCGCCCAGCAAUCAAAUUCGGAAUCGAGCUCUUCUUCUGACGCAUCGGACAGUCAAACCGCCGAGCAAUCAAAUUCGGAAUCGAGCUCUUCUUCUGACGCAUCGGACAGCCAAACCGCCCAGCAAUCAAAUUCGGAAUCGAGCUCUUCUUCUGACGCAUCGGACAGCCAAACCGCCGAGCAAUCAAAUUCGGAAUCGAGCUCUUCUUCUGACGCAUCGGACAGCCAAACCGCCGAGCAAUCAAAUUCGGGAUCGAGCUCUUCUGACGCAUCGGACAGCCAAACCGCCCAGCAAUCAAAUUCGGAAUCGAGCUCUUCUUCUGACGCAUCGGACAGUCAAACCGCCGAGCAAUCAAAUUCGGAAUCGAGCUCUUCUUCUGACGCAUCGGACAGCCAAACCGCCGAGCAAUCAAAUUCGGGAUCGAGCUCUUCUGACGCAUCGGACAGCCAAACCGCCCAGCAAUCAAAUUCGGAAUCGAGCUCUUCUUCUGACGCAUCGGACAGCCAAACCGCCGAGCAAUCAAAUUCGGGAUCGAGCUCUUCUGACGCAUCGGACAGCCAAACCGCCCAGCAAUCAAAUUCGGAAUCGAGCUCUUCUUCUGACGCAUCGGACAGUCAAACCGCCGAGCAAUCAAAUUCGGAAUCGAGCUCUUCUUCUGACGCAUCGGACAGCCAAACCGCCCAGCAAUCAAAUUCGGAAUCGAGCUCUUCUUCUGACGCAUCGGACAGUCAAACCGCCGAGCAAUCAAAUUCGGAAUCGAGCUCUUCUUCUGACGCAUCGGACAGCCAAACCGCCGAGCAAUCAAAUUCGGGAUCGAGCUCUUCUGACGCAUCGGACAGCCAAACCGCCCAGCAAUCAAAUUCAGAAUCGAGCUCUUCUUCUGACGCAUCGGACAGCCAAGCCGCCCAGCAAUCAAAUUCGGAAUCGAGCUCUUCUUCUGACGCAUCGGACAGCCAAACCACCGAGCAAUCAAAUUCGGAAUCGAGCUCUUCUUCUGACGCAUCGGACAGCCAAACCGCCCAGCAAUCAAAUUCGGAAUCGAGCUCUUCUUCUGACGCAUCGGACAGCCAAACCGCCGAGCAAUCAAAUUCGGAAUUAGAUAGCACUUCUUCACUUGAUAAGGACCAGAGUACGGUAAAUUCCAAUGGUAUCACUCGUCAGUGUACAUGCUAUUAGAUACCAUUUCAAAAAUCCUACCCUCAUAAUUCAAGAAGCUUCUUUUGGUAACUCAACUCCCGUCAAAGCUAGUAUCGUUUUGAACGGCAUCUCUUAUUCUGAUGAAAGCAACAGUUCAGAAAACAACGAUCUCUUGGAAGUUUUUUCAUUAUGUUCAUCUGUAAUGCCAGUAUUUACUGUACAUAAGGACACUAGCAAUGUGGGAACCAGAGAAACCAAAACAGCAGCCGUAUUGGAUGUUUAAACUGUUGAUAUAUCACCCUGGACGGAUUAAUUUUGAGCAUAAUCCACUUUCUAUGUAUAACCACAUUCAUUGUACGUAUCGGUUAUUAUUCGUAAAUAAAUAUUUACUAUUUGGGUUUGCAAAAAUA
Molecule: messenger RNA, 3020 nt
Organism: Neodiprion virginianus
Lineage: Eukaryota; Metazoa; Arthropoda; Insecta; Hymenoptera; Diprionidae
Product: dentin sialophosphoprotein-like
Exons: 5
Coding region: 22-2649 (875 amino acids)
Source: RefSeq, a predicted model, not a curated record